AUGGCAAAAGCCAUGGCCGGGGACGCUGCCUUCGCUGCAGGCAUUUUAAAGGACUGCUUCGGCCGCGGUGGCGACUUCACCGUGAUGGUGGAACAGCCGCAGGCUGGCGAUAGCUGCGGGUCAGCGGUUAAGCGAGUGGAGUUCAGAGUGUGGUCUCUCUUGCUGACCAGAUGGUCUGCAGUUUUUGACACAAUGAUCAAUUCCGAGAGGUUUGUGGAGGGUCAAGCGUCGCAGGUAGUCAUUACAGACUUCUCCAGUGAAGCGGUGGAGAUCUUCCUUCGUUUUCUGUAUUCCGGGAUCGUAGAGGCCCCUGUUGAUACCCUGGUGGAAGUUUGUUCGAUGGCGGACAAGUACCAGGUCACAAGACUGCACGAGCUGUGCACGGAGGCAUUCGAGAAAGGCCUGAACCCGGAGAAUGCCUGCCAGCUCUUUUCCUGUGCCGACCGCUUCCAGCUGGCGGACCUGCGUAGAAUGGCACUGGAGAAGAUCUGGAUCAAUGCAAAGGUUGCGCUGAAAGAAUGCCCGAGCAUACACCCGGAGCUCUUGGAGGAGAUCCUAGCGCCCGGCCUCAUCUGCAUCUCUGACCCUGAUCUCAGGGUCAUCUUGCAACGUUGGUGCGGUGGCCGAAAACGUAAGGCCGGUGAAGAAGCGACAUUCUCUGGGCCUUCACUGCAGCCGAUCAUUGACAGACACUUGGAGCGCAUGACGGAUGCGGCUGCACGCAUGUCGGCCGCCUUUGCUGUAGAGGAAGACGCGGAGUUGACGCAAGUACUCUCAUACUACUCAGUGGAUGUAUUUCAAGAUAUGUUGAAUUCUGACCCUCUGCCUGUUUUGGGAUAUUGCUUGAACGUUUUUUUGGAUCGGAAGUGCGCGGAUUGGUUUUGUGAGCGUAACCCAGGUCCAUUGGAGGAGUAUGCCGGCAAUCAAAAACCCCUCUCAUUGAAUCAGGGCUCCAUUUCAUGGAUGCUUCCACACGACUCCGUUUAUCUUAUGGGCCUAUCCUUCGCCUUGGACAUGCCAGGGAAUGUCCGUUACAAGGUCUGUUGUUCAGAGGAUGGUGCGAGCUGGCAUCUUGCUGCAGAGUCACGACGGUCCAAGAUCCAAGCCAACACGGCAUUAUGCCUCAACCGGCCGCCUCACCUGGUUAAGUGGUUCAAGCUCGAGGUUCUGGAAGGCGACUUUCACAACAGUUUGCGUGUUCGCGGAUCCUUGUCCACUUUGGUCCAGCAGCCGGCGCCCAACUUCAAGCUUAUGGCGUGCAUGCCGGAUGACUCCUUCAAGGAGGUGGAGCUCGCCGGUUACCGAGGAAAGAAGUAUGUGGUGCUGUACACCUAUCCGGCCGACUUCACCUUCGUGUGCGCCAGCGAGCUGGUGGCAUUCUCCAAGUUGCAGAAGGAGUUCGACGAUCGAGGUGUCGAGGUGUUGGGCCUGUCCAUCGACACGGAGCACGUGCACAAGGCAUGGAAAAACACGCCGCAAGACAAGGGUGGAAUCGGGCCCAUCUCGCACCCGCUGCUGGCAGAUGUUAAGAAGGAGGUCAGCGAUGCCUAUGGGUGCCUGUUGGACAACGGUCUGGCAUUGAGGGCCGUGUACAUCAUCGAUAAGGAUGGCGUCGUGCGAUCCGAGAUGAAGAACGACCUCCCGCUGGGACGCAACGUCGAGGAAGUCCUCCGCAUCUUGGAUGCGCUGCAGUUCCACGAGAAGAGCGUGAAGGAUGGAAAUCCCAUGGUUUGCCCGGCGAUGUGGAAGAAGGGUGCCAAGGCUAUGAAGCCCACCACGGAGGGUGUGGCGGAGUACUUCAAGGGCAAGUGA
Symbiodinium sp. CCMP2592 is the source of this 1812-nucleotide messenger RNA. Lineage: Eukaryota; Dinophyceae; Suessiales; Symbiodiniaceae. The record is from the annotation of a GenBank genome assembly.